CCAUUAAUGGUGGGGGUGGUGGUGGGUCCCUAUUUUCUACAUCACAAGCAAGAAUAGCACAAAUCCAUACAUGAAUAAUGACCUUGAAAAUGAAAAAAGAAAAAGAAAGAAGUAGACAUUCCCAUCAGUAUUAUCACCCAACGGCAACAAAACCUUGGAUUUUGCUUCUCUCAUCCAUCUCUUUCAAAGGUUUUGCUGCACUUAAAAGACCCCUUGAUUGAGCAAUAAUUCCUCCUACUUCAACUUCUCAACUUCAGCCCUCUCCUUUCUCUGCCGGGUCACUCUGUCUCUAACCAUGGAUGUGGGUCAGAUUCAGAGACAGUGGGUCGACUGCAUGAAAUCCUUGUUCAUCGAGGGCUUUCUUGAUGCUCAGUUCUUACAACUCAAGCAACUACAAGACGACAGCAACCCUGAAUUUGUUGUUGAAGUUGUGUCCCUCUUCUUUGAAGAUUCUGAGAGGCUUCUUACUGAUCUCACCAAUGCUCUAGAUCAGAGAGCAAUUGACUUCAAAAAAGUUGAUGCUCAUGUACACCAGUUGAAGGGUAGCAGCUCAAGCAUAGGUGCUCAAAGGGUCAAAAAUGCCUGCAUUGCUUUCCGCAGCUUUUGCGAGGAACAGAAUGUGGAUGCGUGCCUGAGAUGUCUGCAACAAGUAAAGCAAGAGUACUUCCUUGUCAAAACUAAACUUGAAACUCUGCUUGGGCUUGAGCAACAGAUUGUUGGAGCUGGUGGGUCAAUCCCUGUGAUGGAACUGAGUUUGUAAAGGGUGGAUGGAGUUAUAGAGAAAGCUUGUAACUGUAAGAGUGUUUAGAUGAUCCUCUUUUCUUCUUCUUCAUUGAAGAUUCUCUUGUCUUAGGUCAUUUAAGUCCUUGGUGAUUGAUUGUAUGAGUUUCAACCAAGAGAGGAUUCCAUGCCCUGUAACUUCUUCACGAUUUGUCUGAAAAGCUUAUAUGUGAACUCUUCCAUGAUCUAAGAAAGGCUGCUCUUAUCACUAAC
Molecule: messenger RNA, 993 nt
Organism: Neltuma alba
Lineage: Eukaryota; Viridiplantae; Streptophyta; Magnoliopsida; Fabales; Fabaceae
Product: histidine-containing phosphotransfer protein 1-like
Exons: 6
Coding region: 296-760 (154 amino acids)
Biological process (GO): phosphorylation; cytokinin-activated signaling pathway; phosphorelay signal transduction system
Cellular component (GO): nucleus; cytoplasm
Molecular function (GO): protein histidine kinase binding; histidine phosphotransfer kinase activity
Source: RefSeq, a predicted model, not a curated record